UUUUUUCUCACCGUUAAGAACAAAUUGUCUCACACGACUGCUACUCAUUUAUCUUCUUUCUCCCAAAAUUUCUUGGAACUGUAAAAAGCUAACCUAGAAAACUCUUCUCCUUCUGCAUAAAUGAGCCUGAUACGCUACCCCUCUCUUCUUUCUUCACACACAUUUUCUAUUAUAUCACUCAAAAGUGUGCAUACUUCUCUACUUCUGUUUCCAAACAACAACAAAUUGAUACUUCCAACAAUCUUCUACUCUCAAGUUUGCAAUGGCAAGACCUUUCGAGAAGUUACUGGACAUCAAUGAGACUAAGGAAUUAUGGAAAAUUGCCGUCAGAAUCCAUCACAAGUGGACAGUUUUUCUAAGAACAAGGAGCACUUCGAUUUGAUUCUGGUUGAUAAAGAGGGAACUGAUAUACAUUGUAGAGUACCAACUGCGCUUAAACAGACUUUUGAUUCUGUUUUAACAGUUAACAACACAUAUACCAUCUCAAAUUUCCAGGUUAUGCUGAAUGAUCUUAUGUUCAAGCCUUCCCAACACAAAUAUAUGUUAACUUUCACUGGUGGCACUUCUGUGUCUGACAAGAACAAGCACGACAUACCACAAAAACCACUCAUCUUCACUCCUUUUUGUGAUAUCCUAGCCGGCAAGGGGAAAAAUGAUGUCUUGAUAGAUAUCAUAGGAAUUGUUGUGGAAAUUGGAUACAGCCAGAUUCACAAUUCGACCAAAAAACAGCAGGUCAAUUUGGUCCUCAAGGAUUUAGGAAACAACAUCUUGAACUGUACGUUAUGGGAAAGUUAUGCCGUACAGUUUCAUGAUUUCAACACUACAAGAAAAGAUUUCACAGGUCCAACGGUUAUCAUCUUGCAGUUUGCAAGAGUCAAAGAAGAAGGAAAAUACCCUUUAUGUGUCUCAAACACUUUCAACGUUACUAAAUUACACAUUAACGAUGAUUUGCCUGAGAUUCAAGACUUCUUAAAGAGCAUCCAAAAACUCCCAUUGGGCGAAAUAGGAUCCCAAAGUAUGACUGCGCUUUCACAACAGUCACAAACAAGCGGUUCUAUUCAGCUUAGCCCGUUAGACAAGUUCAUGUAUAAAGCUAUGGUAAUCCCUCUGUCUGAUGUUGUCAAACUUAAAGACGAAACUCAGUGUAUUACUAUAGCUGAAACUCUUAGAAUCAAAGCUGCACCUGGGGGAUGGUUUUACCGUGCCUGCCAUGCCUGUCCAAGAGUUGCUAAGGGCAAUCAACCCCCAUAUGUUUGUGGCAAGGGUCACGGUACAGAGACUGAGAUUUACAGGUAUAAAAUUCUAAUUGAUGUUGUGCACAAUGGGUGUGAGACAACGUUUGUUUUAUGGGACCGCGAAUGUUUGCAACUGUUGAAGGUUACUUCGGCACAGAUGCGCGCAACCAUGCUUGAGGCUGGCAUCACGGAUCCCCUUGAGUUCCCUUUAGCACUUGACGGUUUGGUCGGCCUCAAAUUGGUGUUUAAAGUCAAGUGGCAGCCUUCAUGGAACAAUGCUACUGUGGUAUCCAUCUACGAUGAUAAAGCUGCCUUCAAGCAAUUAGAGGAUUCAAUGGACCAAGCUCUGAAGGCACCGUCUUUAUCAUCUCCAACACCAAACAAAAUGCAGGCACCAUCUCUAUCAUCUCCAACACCAAACAAAAUGCAGGUACCAUCUCUGUCAUCUCCAACGCCAAACAAAAUGGAGAUUGUUGAAACUGUGACUGAAUCUUUGCCGAUUGACGAUUGGAAUAUGGUUGAUCAGGACAUUGAUGUAACAUCCAACCAGAUCAUGCUGACGCCUGCCCCAAGUGCAACUUCAAAAAAUGAUGCCUCCCAACUAUCUACCGACAACAGCCCUAUGCCAACAACACCAGCUGCAACAGCAAAAAGAAUUGCACCUCAAGUAUCAUCUGAUGACACUUUGGCUACUGCAUUCUGUGAAGAACAAGGUUCUUCUACCAAAUUGAAGAAGAUAAUCAAGUUGGAAAAAAAUUCUCAAGACAACUUACAAGCUUAGAAAAUUGAUUCUAUUUUUAAAUAUAUUCCUUUUGAAAUAUUUGGCCUACGUGGCUGGUUUAUUUAUCUUCUUAGUACUCAUCUGGUUUUGUUAAUUUAACAUCAAGUCCUUAUAUUCUAAUCUAUUCAACAGUUGGCUUAGACUAUUUUUUUAGUGUUAUUUCUAUUAAACCUACUCAAUGAUAAUGGCAUAGUUGUGUUAGACAAAAUAAAAAUCAUUAUUUCAAUAGAUUAACGUGUUACAACUUUUUGGUGCAUACUAUGCAUUUACUAUAAAAACUUAAAACAAGUUUUCAACAGCAUUGUCUCUUAUUUGUAAUAACAAUGUGAUAAUGUUAUUGGUGUUGAAAACAACUUGAUGAAAAAAAAUUGGCUGAACCUAAGGAACCUUAAUGCCCUCCCUUUGUGUUAGACUAAUAUAUGUUCAUAAAACUAAUAAUUUAGUUUUUGCACGUUUAGAUAUGACACUGUAUAACUUUAAACUUAAUGAAAGCUGUCGUAAUU
Vicia villosa (hairy vetch) is the source of this 2519-nucleotide messenger RNA. RefSeq lists its product as uncharacterized. Gene Ontology annotation, biological process: DNA replication; DNA recombination; DNA repair. Gene Ontology annotation, cellular component: nucleus. Lineage: Eukaryota; Viridiplantae; Streptophyta; Magnoliopsida; Fabales; Fabaceae. The transcript is spliced from 14 exons. The record is from RefSeq and is a predicted model, not a curated record. Bases 313 to 2016 code for a protein of 567 amino acids. Gene Ontology annotation, molecular function: DNA binding.